AUGGAAGAACAACAACUGUCAAAAGAAGCUGCAGCUGCUGCACAGAUUCGUCCCACUCCUGCUGCGCCAAACGUUCUUCCUCCUCUUCGCUAUCAUACGAAAUUUGUGAUCUCGAAUCAUCGACACUGGAGGCAGGAGAAACAGAGGGUACGUGGAUUCCAACACCCACUCGAAUAUCUAAGAAGGGAAUCAGAAUCUGGAGAUAAAUGGAAGCUGGAUGUGUCGUCAUGGAGGUCAAACAAGAUAUACCACACCUUACGGCAAAGACGCUGUUCCUUUUCGUCUACCAACAUGGAUACCUUGUUCAAGAAGGCUAUUAAUAAAAUAGAUAAAGAGGUGUCGGAUAGAUUUGGUGUCAAGAUUGCCGACAAAGUGUUCACAAAUAGCCCAAAUUUCUCAACGCCAAACGUGGCGCCUCUUUCUCCACGGGAUAUCUUCAGGUUUAGGAAGCAACGAGGGAUAAACCUUGGUUCCUGGUUUGUACAAGAGCGCUGGAUAUGUGAAUCGACAUACUGCGGCUGCGGUGGAGGACAAAGUGAUCUUCACAUCGCACAAGGUGCUAACGGAAAGGAGAUAAUGGAACAUCACUGGGAUACCUGGAUCACUGAGGAGGACUGGAGCGCUAUCCAAUCACAGGGGUUCAACACCGUACGACUACCGAUUGGAUACUAUCACGUAUCAGGGGUAGAUCAUUCAGCCUUGGAUGACACAGACUUCGAAUCAUACAAGCAUAUUUUCUCGGGAGCAUGGGGAAGGAUCCUUCGCGCAAUUGGGGACGCUGAGAGAUAUGGUCUUGGAAUAUUGAUAGACCUCCACGCUGCUCCCGGCGCUCAGAACAGGGACUCCCAUAGCGGGACCGGAUCUGGAGAGGUUCGCAUGUGGACCAAGACGAACCUAUCGCGUACGGUUCACGCGCUGCAAGUUUUGACAGCUCAGCUUGUAUCACGUCCCAACGUGGUCGGCAUAGAGCUCGUCAAUGAGCCGGCCAACAAUGAUCACGUUCAAAAGUGGUACGAAGACACACUAGCUGCCCUGCGCAAGAUAAGCCAAGACCUUCCUCUGUAUAUUAGCGAUGCUUGGGACGCACAGUGGUAUUCCAAAAUAGUUGGUGCUCGGUCAGAUUUUGUCGUCUUGGACCACCAUCUAUACCGCUGCUUUACUCCAGAGGACGCUAACCUAUCAGGGGACGAACACGCAGCAGCGCUCCGUAAUUCUCGUCCUCUUGUUCCAUUGUCUGCCGCGGCUAGAGGAAACAUUAUAGUCGGUGAAUGGAGUGCAGCAUUAAACCCGGCUUCAUUGCGUUCCAACGAAGCCGGUGAGCAGGACCGUCAGCGUCGUGUAUGGGCUCAGGCCCAAAUCGAUGCGUAUGAAACUUCAUGUGGGGGCUGGUUCUUCUGGACCUGGAAAAAAGGUACAGGAUGGGACGCAGGAUGGAGUGCAAAGGAUGCAACCCUAGCAGCAAUACUUCCACGUUGGGUCGGGGGUCGAAGGAAAUCUGAGGUUAGACGUAUACCCUCAGAUGCAAGGUGGAAGCAGCAGGCGCUGAAUGGAGCAUUAGAUCAGCACAAAAAUUAUUGGGCUUCUCGAGGCGCGUAUAACGAGCUUUGGAGAUUUGAAGAUGGUUAUUCUACUGGGUGGAAUGAUGCGGUCAUGUUCCUGACGUUUAACGACAACGGGCCGUCCGUAUCCGAGUUAGGUUUCCGAAGCGAGUGGUUGAAACGGCGUGUUGCAGAUCACGUCAAAGCGCGCGGGAAGAGCGGAAAUAUCUGGGAGUUUGAGCAUGGGUUUAAUCAAGGUUUUGAUACUGCGUGGGCCAGUGCCUUUUAA
Molecule: messenger RNA, 1827 nt
Organism: Rhizoctonia solani
Lineage: Eukaryota; Fungi; Basidiomycota; Agaricomycetes; Cantharellales; Ceratobasidiaceae
Product: Cellulase (glycosyl hydrolase family 5 protein)
Exons: 9
Coding region: 1-1827 (608 amino acids)
Biological process (GO): glucan catabolic process
Cellular component (GO): cell surface; extracellular region
Molecular function (GO): glucan endo-1,6-beta-glucosidase activity
Source: RefSeq, a predicted model, not a curated record